AUGUUGGAGAUUCGAGAACCAGGAGAAAUUUACCCAGAUUUGUCGGCACUCCUUGAGGCGGCGGAUGGGUGCAAGGGGCCACUGCUGGUACCAAAGUUCCGGUUCCUCGUGGAGUCCAGUCGAAGCUCCAUUCAAGUAUGGCCAAGUCAGAGGCUCCUCCUGGAGCUUCUCAUUGGCUGUCGCCGCUAUUAUGCUAAUCAGGGGGAGUCCCGGCCCAUAAAGGUUCCAGCAGUUGAAUUUGGCGCUACUUCUAUUCACUGCACAACCAUGCCCACGGACACCGAGAUGGACAUGAGUGAGUUCAUGAGGCUCACCAAAGAAAAGGACACGAGUGAAUCCAUGAUGCCCACAGACAAAGAAAUAGACAUGAGUGGGGCCAACAGCAAGGCUUGCGUGGACGGCCUCCAAGCACAGAAGGAGUGUCAGGAGCUCAACCAACACCUGCAGCGCCAGCUAAACCAGCCCCAGGAAGUCUUACAUGAGAAGGAAGCCGAAGCUGCCACGUGCAAACAGACGGUGCCUCUGACCCAGGCGACCCUGAGGGACGCUCUGAAGAAGGAGCAGGCACGAGUGGACGAGCUUCAGGGAGAGUUGGCGACCUUGAACCAACAAGUGGAUGACCUUUCUGAGAAAUUAAGAAGAAAGAGUGAGGACUCCGCGGAGGAUUACGCCUCCAGCUUCUUCGACCUGUUCCUCGUUUCUUGCGGUGUGGUGACGACGCCGGUUGUGUUCAUCAGCUGCAAGUGUCUGAAGAAAUGAGGUCCCAGAAAGCCGGCAGGCCACAACCAGGACUCAGCAGACUCCAGCUCCGAUUCCCCCUUGAGGCUUCCGGUCCUGGCCAGUCCCAACACGACCACACGGCAAAGCGGUGGUAGGGAGGACAGGGUAGCCUAAGGGGCCAAAGACAGGGCAGUCCUAAAAGAGUGGGCAGUAGCAGCGCUGACCCAAGGCCGCCUAGAGCCAGGGAUGGCACGCGAGUCGGGUUGCGGCACCUCCAUCUUGCUGACACUACUCUGAGAAAGUCACUUUCCUCUUGGGUCUUUGGACUCGAAGUGGAAACAUCCCUUUUGGGGGGAAACUGGACUCUCGAAUGUUUAGAGCGUUACUGGGGCACCUCCCAAGGCAUCUGAGGCCUGCCCUGCAGACAAAUGUGGACAUUCACUGACGUCCACAGCCAGCCUUCCGUGCUCUAGAAUGUUCCUCAAUACUGCUGGGGUUCCAGCAGGCACCGACCCCCUGCAUCCCCAGCCCUCUUCUCUGCUGGCAGCAUCGAAGGACCCUCGUCCGGGCUCCCUGCCUGCAGUUUUCUCCUCUCAUCUCCUGGCUUCUCUCAUCUCAUUAGCGCUUCAUCUUCGGAUGACACUGCUUCCACGAGGAAACCGAGGCUGAGACGAGGGACACUCUGUCCUGGCUCCCAGUCCCUUCCGGCAGAAAGUGCAGGGCUGGGACUCACACUUGGAUGAGCAGACUCGGGGCAGAUCUGUGUCACCUGGCCCUGCCACCUCCAUCCCCCAAGCUCCUAUUCAUCCUACAGUACCCAGCCCUGGGAGCCCCUCCCCAGAGAUUCCUCUGCUUCUCAGAAUGAAGUCCUCGAAGAGUUCUCUGAUUACUUAGUGGUUAGGAUUCCAGGCUUCCAAGGCCUGGGUUCAGUCCCUGGUCUAGAAACUAAUAUCCCAUCACUGGGAGAGAUGACCAAUAUAAAGGAAAGAAAGCUC
Capra hircus (goat) is the source of this 1715-nucleotide messenger RNA. RefSeq lists its product as uncharacterized. Bases 1 to 759 code for a protein of 252 amino acids. Gene Ontology annotation, cellular component: cell surface; Golgi apparatus. The record is from RefSeq and is a predicted model, not a curated record. Lineage: Eukaryota; Metazoa; Chordata; Mammalia; Artiodactyla; Bovidae. Gene Ontology annotation, molecular function: metalloendopeptidase inhibitor activity. Gene Ontology annotation, biological process: innate immune response; defense response to virus. The transcript is spliced from 7 exons.